AUGGGCCUCGUCGAGUACUCGGACUCCGAGUCCGACUCGGAAACCGUCGUCGCCCAGCCUCCUCAGAAGCCCACGGCCGCCGCUCAAGCAUCGAGUACCACCACCACCGCCACCACGAAAAAGCCAUUCCAGCGGAUCGUAGACAGGUCGAAGCCCGGCAAGAUCGUAGUCAGCCUUCCCGGCGCGGCGGCGACAAGAUCCACGCAUUCCGACGCGAAGAACGAUGAACAACCACCGCCGCCGAAACGCGCACGGGUCGGCGGCGGCGGCGGCGCAUUCAGCGGCUUCAACGCGCUGCUGCCACCACCGAAAAACGCCGGCGGCAACAAGCCUGCCGCGAGCUCCACCAGUAGCGGCAAGCCAGCACCCAGGCCGGGCGUGAACCUCAAGACGGGCGCGACACCGGGAUUCAGGCGAGACAAUGAUGGCGACUUUGAUGAUGAUGACGGCGGCGGCGACCGCGGGAGGGCGCCAGGACCGGCGGAACCCUCGAUACCCGAGGGACAAAAGCCGGCAGACGAGGUCAAGCUCGUGGGGAAGCCCAUGAUGUUCAAGCCGCUCUCGGUUUCGAGGAAGCCGGCAAAGGGCAAAGGGGCAGCGCUGGGCGGCGUGAGAGCAGCAGCUGCGGCCGCCGUCGCGGGCACGACAAAGUCUACUCCAGCCGCCGCCGUUGUUGUCCCGCCAGUUGACGGCGCGACGCCGCCGUCAGCGGCGGCAGCGGUGGAAGCAGGAGAUCUCGGGCCUCCAAAAAAGAAGAAAAAGAUGUCGUUAUUUUCCAUAUCACACGAGGGCGACGCCGACGGUCCGACGGCCAGCAAUGCUGGUGGCGUGUACGAGCCCGUGUUUGCGAGCGACGACAACGUGUCCACGCAGGAGGCCUUCGCGCAGUACGACGCGCAGUUUGCAUCCCACCAACACUCCGAGGUAGCCGCAUCGGCCGACCAAACCAGCUAUCAUCAGCAACCCCUAGUCAACACGAGCAACGACCUAGACUCGAUAGCGUCAGACCUAAACCUCUCGGCGGCAGCCCGGCGCGAGCUGUUCGGCCGGCGCGGCGUCCCCGACCCGACCCAGUCGGCGAGCCGGGUCAUCAACUUCAACACGGACCGCGAGUACGCGGCCAACGAGGAGCUGCGCGCCAGCGGCGAGGCACAGCCUACGUUCAACCCGGUCAGGGCCAUUGCUCCCGGCAAGCACAACCUGCGCCAGCUCGUCAACCAGGUCCAGAACCAGCGAGAGGCGCUCGAGGAGAGCUUUGCCAAGGGCCACAGGAACAGAAGCGAGGCCAGUGCCAAGUACGGGUGGAGGUGA
This is a messenger RNA of Microdochium trichocladiopsis, 1311 nucleotides long. RefSeq names its product mitotic checkpoint regulator, MAD2B-interacting-domain-containing protein. The record is from RefSeq and is a predicted model, not a curated record. The coding region runs from base 1 to 1311 and encodes 436 amino acids. The transcript has a single exon. Lineage: Eukaryota; Fungi; Ascomycota; Sordariomycetes; Xylariales; Microdochiaceae. Gene Ontology annotation, cellular component: nucleus.